Syngnathus typhle (broad-nosed pipefish) is the source of this 1673-nucleotide messenger RNA. It is a transcript of the gene gpr78a, whose product is annotated as G protein-coupled receptor 78a. Gene Ontology annotation, molecular function: G protein-coupled receptor activity. The record is from RefSeq and is a predicted model, not a curated record. The transcript has 3 exons. NCBI's taxonomy places the organism in Eukaryota, Metazoa, Chordata, Actinopteri, Syngnathiformes, Syngnathidae. Gene Ontology annotation, biological process: adenylate cyclase-activating G protein-coupled receptor signaling pathway. Gene Ontology annotation, cellular component: membrane. Bases 58 to 1230 code for a protein of 390 amino acids.
UUCUGCAGUUAGUCCACAAUAGGUGAGAAGAAUGAUUGGGAGUCUCUGAGGCAGCUCAUGCCAGAAGGGAUCAGUUUAGGUGUUUCAGCACUGGACAGCUCUCCACAUGUGCACUUUGUGUGGCAAUCUGUCUCAGCUGAUGGGGAGCUCAAACAUGUAGGACUUUGUUCCACAAGUGCCGGCAAAGCGGAACCUCGAAUGAUGACCAUCCCCGAGUUCCUUCUGGAAGUAUCCAUCGUGGUGGUGGCUGUUGUUUCCUUGGUGACCAACAUGUCGGUGCUGCUGUGUUUCACCCACAGCUCAGAGUUGAGGUCCCACGUGCCGGGAAUCUUUGUCCUCAACCUGUCUUUCUCCAACAUCCUCCUGGCUUUCAUCAACAUGCCUGCCACUUUUUUCGGGGUGGCCAAAAGCGCAGAGCCCUUCGGGAAGUGGUUCUGCCAACUGGUCAGCUUUGCCGAGACUUUCCUCAUCACCAACAGUAUGUUGAGCAUGGCGGCUCUCAGCCUAGACAGGUGGAUCGCCGUCAUGUUCCCUCUGAGCUAUUCCAGUAAGAUGCGCCACAGGGAUGCCAUCCUGAUGGUGGUCUAUUCCUGGCUGCAGUCCCUCACCUUCUCUCUGACUCAGCUGCUCAUGGAUUGGGGAGGCUACAGCCACACGUACGCCUCAUGCACCGUUCACCUGGCCGCAGAUGGAAGGUCACAGCUGGCCGCCUAUGCCACCUUCACAGUGCUGCUCCAUUGCUGCGGCUUUACUCUCAGUCUGGCAGUGCUUUGCUUCUCCUACCUCAAAGUUUUGAGAGUCGCCAAGUCCCAUUGUAAGAGGAUAGACGUCAUCACAGUGCAGACUCUGCUCCUCUUGGUUGACAUUCACCCCAGUGUGAAAGAAAGGUGUUUGGCAGAACAGAAGAAGAGGAGGCAGAGGGCCACAAAGAAAAUUUGCGUUUUCAUAGGUUCCUUCAUCUUCUGCUAUUCACCAUAUGUUAUAACAAGGUUAGUGGAGUUGUUGCCCUCUGUGCACAUCCCACAGUACUGGGGCAUCAUCACCAAAUGUCUGUGCUACGCCAAGGCUUCAAGUGACCCAUUUGUCUACUGUCUACUGCGGCAUCAGUACAGAAAAGUCCUGGUUCGUAUCAUUGGACGCUUUUUCAGAAAGGAUCAUUACUUACUGUCGACCAGCACCUGGAGCAGCACAUUUGACACUACAGAAGACAACUGCGCUAGAACAACAUGAAUUCAGUGUGCAGCUCUUUCUAAUGAGGUGUCAACGGCACACCUUCUGUGCAACGCUUAGACGAAAGUAGCUCGGGAGCAAAUGGACGAGAACCUGUAUGCUGCUCAAGGACAUUUCCCCCGAGGGCUUGGUCACGUGCUUGUCGAAGAAAGUGUGACCAAUUGUUUUUGUCAAGGACAUGUACUAACAAUGUAUGCUGAAUGCAGGCAGGCAUUGUUGUGAUGAGUGCCAAAGAUCCUUUUAAAGGCUACAGACUGUUAAUUUCCAUAGGGCUGAUCAGUUUUCCUGCAGAGGCACUGACAAGGAUUUCUUCACACAAGCAAAUGUACACAAGCUUAUACAUUUUGCAUUUAUAUCAUAAAUGUUAUUGUACUGUACAUUUCCGGUUACAUUGAAAUUUUAAAGAAAUCUUGUUCAUGUACAUAAAAUGUUAUAAUGUAGAC